GACAGGCGGCGCGGGGCCCUUAAAGGGGCCGUUCCGGCCGCCCUCGGGGCCGCGGGUUCGCGGCCCGGCCCGCCCCACUUCCGCCUUGCACGGCCGGGGCCGCGCCGCUGUCAUGGCCUGCCGCCUCCAGCAGCUGUUCGGCGCCGACGGCGACCUGGCGGACGAGGAUUUCCUCUCGGCCGUGGAGGAUGCAGAGAACCAGUUUGUGUCUCCCAGAUGCUCGUCAGCUGCCGAUGGCCCGGGACCUCCCAGGGUGCAGCCCCUCUGCCCGCAGGGACCUCAGCUCGGUCACCCUCCUGGUAAACGUACCGGGCUGCGGCCGCUCGCUGUGCCAGGGGAGCAGCCUGGGGGCUGCCAGCGCCCCCUGGCUCAGGGAGAGGCCCCCCAGGAUGAGCGGGACAAUGAUCUCUUCCUGGCCGCCUGCAUGGAGCUGGAGGACCCCGCUGGCAGCUCGGGGUCCAGUGCUGCCCAGCUGCCCACAGAUGGAUGGGAGAAGCCGCCACAGAUACAUGUGGGGCACGAAAGACCCCAGGAGUGGGUGGCCCCUAAGAAGCUGCGGGUGGGACAGGAGCUGGUCCCUGCCAGCUCCAGGGGUCCAGAGGACAGCCUGGACUCCCUGCCCACCCCACAGGCAGCUGCUGCUCCCAGGCUGGCGCUGCGGCCCAGCGCAGCUGGUAUCUGCCCCUCCAGGCCCCCCACUCCACUGGGAAAACCGGGCAGCUCGUCGGGCUCCAUCCCCACUCCUGGGGGUCCAGCCCCGAGGCCUCUCUGUGCAUCCUCAUGCCAGCCAGGAAUGAGCAGCUCUGCAGGGCAGAGCUGUCCCCCACGCCGGCCACCCCCUGGACCCCACUCCAACCCCCCAGCCUUGAUGAGCUGUGUGGAGCCUCUGCCGAGGCAGCAGCCACUCGGGCCAGCCCCAGGCAGCCUGCAGACACCAGUGGUCACCAACCACCUUGUGCAGCUGGUGACAGCAGCCAGCAAAGCACCAGGGACUGCCCCCUGCCUCCCACCGCAGGGGAAGACUCGCCGGUUCCCAGGGCCUGCUGGAAUCCUGCCACAGCAGCAUGCUGGGAAGCUCCUGGAGGAGAUCCUUGUUUCUGCUCCCCAGACUCCAGCUCACGGAGCUGUGGCAAAGCCACGGAUGGAGGAACUGCCCAGCUCCUCGCUGCCUGCAGAAGAGGAUUUUGGGAAGGGGCCCUGGCUUGCCAUGAAGACUGAGCUGGGGCUGGAUGAGAGGGACCCUGGCUGUUUCCUCAGGACCUACAGUGUGGUCAUGGUGCUGCGGAAGGCAGCCUUGAAGCAGCUCCCGAAGAACAAGGUCCCCAGCAUGGCGGUAAUGAUCAAGACCCUGACCAGGACCAACGUUGAUGCUGGUGCUGUGUUCAGGGACCCAACUGGAGAGAUGCAGGGCACGGUGCAUCGCCUACUGCUGGAAGAGAGACACAGUGAGCUCAAGCCUGGCGCGGUGCUGCUCCUGAAGCAGGUAGGCGUCUUCUCCCCAUCCCACCGCAACCACUACCUUAACGUCACCCCCACCAACCUGCUGAAGAUCUACCCACCGGAGCCUGAGGGCAGCUUCUCCCAGCCAUCGCUAAUGCAGCAGGAGGUCCCUUCCCAGGCUGGGCUACUCUGGCCUCACCCUGCACAUCUUCCUCCCGGUGACUCUGCCUCUGGGGACUGGGGCCAAUGGAGGCUGGGCAGCCACAGCACAGAGCAGGCUCCUAGCGGCAUCUCCCUGCACCCACAGAGCCCCAGGCCCGGGCGAGAAGAGCCAGUGGGAGCUGAUGGCUGUGAUAUGGAUGACCUAGAUGGGCUCCUGGGAGAGUUGCCUGAGGAUUUCUUCUCUGUGCCAGCCCAAACUGACUGCUGCUGACCUCAAGGAGUUGUGGCACAGCCAUGGGGAUAGGUUCCUGCAGCCACGGCCCAAGCUGAGCUGUGGCCUGUUAAGGAUGCCAAGCAAAUAUGUGAUGCACCAGGCACUUGCCUAGUCCUUUCUCUGUGUAUUUGUUGCGUUUGUUCCAGAGCCAAGAGCUGGGGGGGAAGCUGGGGAGUCCCAGGGUAUACUGCCUCAGUGUCUGUUCCUGUUCCUCAGGGCUGGAUGGCCCGUCUUGGCUCCCAAACCUGUAUUA
This is a messenger RNA of Colius striatus (speckled mousebird), 2129 nucleotides long. It is a transcript of the gene HROB, whose product is annotated as homologous recombination factor with OB-fold. The record is from RefSeq and is a predicted model, not a curated record. Bases 113 to 1873 code for a protein of 586 amino acids. Lineage: Eukaryota; Metazoa; Chordata; Aves; Coliiformes; Coliidae. Gene Ontology annotation, biological process: recombinational repair. The transcript has 10 exons.